Messenger RNA from Danio aesculapii, 3556 nucleotides. RefSeq names its product collagen alpha-1(XXVI) chain (gene col26a1). The record is from RefSeq and is a predicted model, not a curated record. The coding region runs from base 1106 to 2350 and encodes 414 amino acids. Lineage: Eukaryota; Metazoa; Chordata; Actinopteri; Cypriniformes; Danionidae. Gene Ontology annotation, molecular function: protein binding. The transcript is spliced from 14 exons.
GUGCAUGUGUUAUGUGAGUAAGAAGAAUUUUUUUCUUUAGCGGGGUCAAUUAUCUUUAGUUGAAAAAUCGAAUUAUUAUACAAAAUAUGAGUGACACGGUGGCUCAGUUGUUAGCUCUGUUGCCUCACAGCAAGAAGGUCGCUGGUUUGAGUCCCGACUGGGUCAGUUGGCAUUUCUGUGUGGAGUUUGCAUGUUCUCCCUGUGUUGGCGUGGGUUUCCUUCGGGUGCUCCGGUUUCCCUCAUAGUCCAAAGACAUGCGCCAUAGGUGAAUUGGGUAAACGAAAUUGGCCAUAGUGGAUGUGUGUGAAUGAGUGUGUAUGGAUGUUUCCCAGGACUGGGUUGCGGCUAGAGGGCAUCCACUGUGUAAAACAUAUGCUGGAUAAGUUGGCGGUUGAUUCCACUGUGGUGACCCCUGAUGAAUAUAGGCACCAAGCCAAAGGAAAAUGAAUGAAUUAAUAAACAACAUAUAUUUAUGCAACAAUAAAAUUGAUUUACUGUAUACAGAACUGUUGAAUUUAUGCACAGUAUUUAAGGCAAAUAACUAUAAUUAAAUUACCUAAAAAUUCCUUGCUUUACUUUUCCAGCAGAAAAUGACAGUAACUUGUAACUUUGCAACUAAUUAAACCCAACACUGGUGGUGUGUUAUCCAAUGUUUGACCGGUAGGUGGCGCUGGAAGCCAUAAUUUCAUUUCAAAUCGGAGCCAGAAUUAUUUUUUUAUCCAUCUUUAAGUUGUUAUCAUUACAUUUACUUUACAUUCCUUCACUGUUAUGCAAAAUACAUGUGAGUCAUCUUAACAAUACUGCAUUUCUCUUCUCUCUAGUUGUGUUUUAGAUCCCCCUGUUGUUUUGGCAUGCGUUACACCGUACCUUUAAUACCUUGAAUAUCACAAACGCUCGCAGGAUUUUGGGCCAACUAUGAUGUAGUAGAUACUAGAUAGUCAUCCAAUUAGGUUAUGAGACACAAGCAGAGUUGUACCUUAAGAAGAGCGGGUUGUGUGUUUUACUCUAGUCUCUCUCCUGGCCCGUCAGAAACUCCCUCAACUCCUCCGAGCGAGAUAAACAUCAGUUACAGCACAUCUUAAAAAGAGCUGUUUGACGUCGGACCAUGCGGGAGGGAUUUUUAAAGCUCCUUUGUGUUUUCAUGUUGUCGCUUUGUCCUUUUAAAGCAACGGCUGUUUAUCAGGUUCCAGUGAGGCUGCAGCGCACAGUGUCCGAGCACAACACUGGAGCAAACACUGCGCUCAACAGGAACUGGUGCCAGUUCACAGUACAGAAGACCGUUUCAUGCCAGACACAAAAUGGAACAGAGACUGUUGUGCAGCGACUGUUUCAGAGCUGCCGAUGGCCUGGACCAUGUACAAACCUCAUCAGCUACAGAACUCUUGUGAGACCUGUGUACAGAGUGACCUACAGGAAAAUCACUUCUCUGGAAUGGCGAUGCUGUCCUGGAUUUCAUGGGGAAGACUGCAGAGAGGAGUGCUUGAACUGCACUGGUUAUGCUGACAUUAAAGAGCGCUUGAGUGUCAUUGAAGCUCAGAUAAUGUUACUGAGAGAUGCAGAGGCACCUCCUAUCCCUCUGACCAGCCAAUCACCUGAGAGAACAGCUGAUAAUGAGGUGGACAGGACACACCCCUCACCAGUAGCACCCAAUGCCAUUGGCCGCAUAGGACUACCAGGACCUAUUGGGCCCCCAGGUCCCCCUGGACCUCCUGGACUGACAGGUUUUACUGGACAGCCUGGUUCUAUUGGACCUAGAGGAGCUCAAGGUCUGCAGGGCCCUCCAGGAGAGAGAGGCCUCCCGGGGCCACCGGGGCCAGCAGCAUCUCCACCCUUCUCCAUCAGAGGAGAUGUGUUUACUCUAAUGGCCAAACAACAAGAUAAAUUUGAGGACAGUGACUUUGCUGCUUAUCGUGAUCUGCAGACUUUUCUUGGUUCUCCUGGUCCCUCCGGCCCUCCCGGUCCAGCAGGGCCUGCUGGACCACCUGGACAGCCAGGUGCCCCAGGGGAAAAUGCUGUCUUAAGCUUUUCAGGCUCACCGGGUGACAGGGGACCCAAAGGAGAUCCGGGACAAAGAGGACCGUCUGGAAAAGCCGGAAAACAAGGACAGCCCGGUGUUCCGGGUCCUAAAGGUGAGCCAGGAGAGGCUCCAGCAGAGGUGCAGCAGUUGAGAGAAGCACUAAAGAUCCUGGCGGAGAGACUUCUCAUUCUGGAACACAUGAUCGGCAUUCAUGAUACUCUCUCGGAUUCUGGUUCUGGAAUAGAUCUCCUGGCGGACUUCAUGCAAACAGAAAGUGCUAAAAGCGUUGGCUCUGCCAGAUCCGCCUCUCCUCUUACCUCGGACAGAAAGUAGCCAGAGUCUGUUGGGUUUAACAUGCGCAUGUGAAUCUCCUGUCUGCCGCAUUGAAGGACAGAUCUGUCAACGUAUUGGCUGAUGAGUAUAACUAUGCCUACGUAUUAUCUGAUGAGUAUAAUAAUAAGAGUGGCACUGAUCUUUUCUCUUUAUUUGCUUUAUGAAUAUUGUGUUUAAUAGUAAUAUUUAGUUUUUUGUUUACAACCACUGUAUAUAUACCAGCAUUUUGUCACCGUUUAUUUUACUUCCCAUUUUACUUCCAUAAUGUGAUUUUAAAGGGAUAUUUCAGAUGACUAAUCCACUAGAGGGUGUUGUCAACAUUUUUCUAAUCUAAAAUACAUUACUUGGAGUAUGUUUUGUUGUACGUUUCAGAUACACGUGCUUCUUUUACAUGUCUAGCGAACCACUGACCCAAGCAAUAGGGUUUUCAAAAGCAAACAAAAGAAAAAGUGCACUGUGACCACAUAGUUUUACCUUCAUUUUACAUUACUUUUAUCUUUUUAGUGGAACUGUACUUGACACAUCAAAUUUAACACCAUACAAAAUGAGCUACUGAGCACACUGACCACUCCAGAAAAGUUGUCCAUAUGGAGACACAUGGAUAAAAAAAUGCAUUUGAUUACAAAUCAUAGACACUAUAAGUAGUUUUGUGGCAUUUAUUUGGUGUUGUGCAAAGGACUGCAUGAAAAUAAUCCUUAUUUGUCGAAAAAACGUCCUUGUGAGUAUAAUUAGUGUGAAAAGGAACAAAAGUUGUUGCCGUCAUAUUGCCUCAUAGCGUUCAUUUUAUUAAAAAACUGCAGUCUUAAAGUGUGUUUAUGUGGUUUCACAAAAAUGCAGUCUGGAGUACGUAUUUCCAAUGAAGCUGUGUUGUAUAUUUUAACAACUUUAUUUUUAUAAAUUGGAAAAAUUGGAUGUUUGUAACCAGAAUGGAGCCUGAAACAAUGUGAGCUUGCUAAAAUAAUGGUUAAAACUAGGUGUUUACCCAUUGGUUAGAAAUAUCCAAUAGCCUGUGUGGCCUUAGUGAUGUCAUCAGGAAAAAAGACAGCUGUUUUAGAGUAAGAACUACUUAGAUUAAAGAUUAUAAAAACCCAUUUACAGAGAUAAUGAUCACUAUAAUCUUAACCACGGUUAUGUUCAGUUUAUUUUAAGUGUCCUGCAGUUCUCCUUAAAGCACAGUUGAUUCUGAUUGGCUGUCCUUGUUUUCCA